AUGCCCAUCAUUCAACAAGAUACAUUCCGGGAGAUCUGCGAGGAUGACAUCUUUCAGACAUCUCGGGGACCUGUUUUGCUGCUCCUCACCAUGUCUAUGCUUACAAGGCCAUUGAUGAGCAAGGAUAGCAACGAUCAACCAGAUGCCCUGCGCGAGUCGAUGUACACGACGGUCAAACGACUCUUUUGGGAMCCAGCCACUAUCCAUGAAGCAACGACAACUAUCAUCAAAGCGGGUCUAUUUCUUUCCAUAUACGAGUAUGGGCAGGCAAUGCUCAACCCUUCCUACAUGACAAUGAACGUAUGCUCAAGCAUGGCUCAAAUCAGGCAGCUUGGAGGUGUGCAUGAUUCUCUAGGUUUGCCACCAUUUGGGGCAGAGUCUUCCAAAGGACACGAUAUUCUGAAGCUUUGGUGGGGGUUAAAAAUUCAUGAAAGAAUGAUCAGUCUGGAAAAUGGAUAUCCCAUCAAGCCAAUCAAUUUAGACCAAGCGGAGAUCAUGAACAACGACCGUCUCUCACAUGAAUUGGAGUCGGCGAAAUCGUACCUAAGUACCGAUGCGCAUUAUCUCGCGUACCACCUUCAGGCUAGAGCUGCUGUCUGGCUAGAACUAGUGUUACGAGUUGUGCGGGAUCCAGAGGUGAUGACUCCCGCUGGUCGCCAACGAUUCCAGGCGGUAGAUCGAGGGCUCUUACAAUAUCUAAUUAUUAUCAUUGGGUUGGGGAUAGGGACUUGUUGUGAGGCUAUAGCAAUUGCACUAAACGCUUUUGUUCACUUGCACAAAAGUCGACUCGCAAUGAGUAACUCUUUCCACUUUUCGGAGCAAGAUAAGCUUGAAUCUACCAGAGCGCUCGAGACCAUGCUUCGUAUACUGUCCGACUUUUUUGAUGACCAUCUUUUCAAGCAUCCGGGUUUUACAAUUGCCAACGCCACCGAUGACAGUGGGAUAUUCAGAGAGACAUUUCCAUAUUUUGUUCACAUGACAUACGUGAUAUUGCUUGAAAUGAAGGAACGCGGUCGAUUCGAUCAACUCCCUACUGUUUCAGCAAUUUCCCCAUUGGAGAAAGAGGUUGAGACACUUUGGUCUAUUUUGGAUUUCUCUGCAGCGCAUUGGCAGAUUGCACGUGAUUUCAUGUCUAUACUCAAACAACCCCGGACAUAA
Messenger RNA from Talaromyces amestolkiae, 1158 nucleotides. RefSeq lists its product as uncharacterized. Bases 1 to 1158 code for a protein of 385 amino acids. The transcript is spliced from 4 exons. The record is from RefSeq and is a predicted model, not a curated record. NCBI's taxonomy places the organism in Eukaryota, Fungi, Ascomycota, Eurotiomycetes, Eurotiales, Trichocomaceae.